Nomia melanderi (Alkali bee) is the source of this 500-nucleotide messenger RNA. Its product is annotated as short spindle 7. NCBI's taxonomy places the organism in Eukaryota, Metazoa, Arthropoda, Insecta, Hymenoptera, Halictidae. The record is from RefSeq and is a predicted model, not a curated record.
UAAGUAGCAGAAGCAGAGGUAUAAAAGAAAACCCGGGAUAUAAGGAAAGAAUUAGUGAUCUCCGAUUGGUGAACGAAAUCAGAUACUCGAACAAAAGCAGCAACAUGAGGAACAUUAUUUUCUGCACGGUCUUAGUGGCAAUGUGUUUAGUGUUACGUGAAGCUCACGCAAACUGCAAUUUCAUGGGUCAAGACCUUAAGGCUGGCGAAAAGUAUACAAAGGAUUGUAAUCAAUACACAUGCAAUUCCGAUGGAAGUGUGAGCGGACUCGCAUGCGCGGAAUACCGAUGUGCAGAGGGAAAGGAAACUGGGUACCGUGAAAUGGACGCGGGAAAGCCUUAUCCAGAAUGUUGUCCGGGGCCGAUUUGUGCGGAUUGAAAUAGACGUUGGCAGAUGACGAUGGACGUUCAAAGAAAAUAACUGAAUUGUAUUUACAAAUGAUUUACGAAAUGAUUUACGAAAUAAUGUUUAAAGAAAUAAAUUCACAUGCCAAAUUAAAAA